This is a messenger RNA of Malus domestica (apple), 2521 nucleotides long. RefSeq lists its product as uncharacterized. The record is from RefSeq and is a predicted model, not a curated record. NCBI's taxonomy places the organism in Eukaryota, Viridiplantae, Streptophyta, Magnoliopsida, Rosales, Rosaceae. Gene Ontology annotation, molecular function: acetylglucosaminyltransferase activity.
CUCUUCUUUGAAUAUCAAUACUGCAGAAUAUUAGUACGGAACGCCGUGUCGUUUAACCAGUGACAUACGGCUUGUUCUUCGGGACAAAAGCAAACUGCAGAAUCCAACAAACAUUUUAUGUCACUGCUGACCUUGAUCAGGUGGAUCUACCACAUGAAUUCAUCACCUUCUUCUUCGAAUGCCAAUACUGUCCCCGCGACUGCGACUGCGACUUGUUUAUCAUCUUCUCUGUAACUUUUUAAUGUACCAGAAAAUAAAACGAAAAACCAACUCCGCCUGCAAAGCAAUCCGAUUCCAAUACCUCUCUCUCUCCCUCCCGUCCGUGAUGCCCAGAACCCUAACCCUCCCCCGCUUCUCGGCCCUCCUCUUAAUCCUCUCCGUUUUCCUCAACCUCUACUUCCUCUUCUUCUUCCUCCACGCGCCGCCCACCGUUCUCUCCCGCUACACUCCCUCUCCCACCACGCGCCGCCACCUUGUAUUUGCCAUCGCUUCCUCCUCCCGCUCCUGGUCCCGCCGCGAGCCUUACCUCCGCCUCUGGAGCUCCCCCGCCUCCACCCGCGUCUUCGCUUUCCUCGACCGCGCCCCAACUGAUUCCUCCGGCGACCGAUCCGUCGCGACUGUCGUCGUCUCCGGCGACACCUCCCGCUUUCCGUACACUCUAAAAGGAGGGCUGCGGUCCGCGAUCCGUGUGGCGCGCGCGGUCAAGGAAGUAGUCGAUCGUGGCGAGCCGGAUGUGAGGUGGUUCGUGUUCGGCGACGACGAUACGGUGUUCUUCGUCGAGAAUCUGGUGAGGACGCUGUCGAAGUACGAUCACGAUCGGUGGUUUUACGUCGGGAGCAACUCGGAGAGCUACCUGCAGAAUGCCAAGUACUCGUUCGAAAUGGCGUUCGGGGGCGGAGGGUUCGCCAUAAGCCAUUCGCUGGCUACGGCUCUGGCUAGGGUGUUCGACUCGUGCUUGAUGAGGUACGGUCACUUGUACGGAAGCGAUGCUCGGGUUUUCGCUUGCGUGGCGGAGCUCGGCGUUGGGUUGACCCAUGAGCCUGGGUUUCAUCAGGUUGAUAUGCGGGGGAAUUUGUUUGGAAUGCUAUCUGCACACCCGUUGUCACCUCUGGUGUCCCUUCACCAUUUGGAGGCUGCAGAUCCAAUCUUCCCAAACAUGAACAAGACUCAAGCUUUGGAACAUCUUUUUGAAGCUGUGAAUGUUGAUCCUGCCAGGAUAUUGCAGCAAACUGUUUGCUAUGACAGUUUGCAUUCGUUGACUGUUUCUGUUGCAUGGGGCUAUGCUAUUCAGGUGUAUGCUGGCAAUGAACUUCUCUCAGAUCUCCUUUCACUGCAGAAAACGUUUAUGCCAUGGAGGAGGAGCGGUAGUAUCGAGGCAAGUCAGUUCAUGUUCAAUAUGAGAGAUUAUCCUAGAGAUAAAUGUAAAAGACCAACUGUCUUUUUCCUGGAAAGUGUUGUAUCCAAUAGUCAUGGUAGCUCGAGUAACUACACCAGGCUCAAUGUAGAAAAUUGCUCCAAAGAAAAUGCAAUAAAGAAUCUGGAACAGAUCAGAGUGUUCUCACAGAAGCUAGAGCUUGAUGCGGAAGAGAUGAAGGCUCAACGCCGUCAGUGCUGCGAAAUUUUGUCGUCGUUUGAUGACUCCAUGACUAUAACCAUUAGACGGUGCAGAGACAAUGAGUUGAUAUCCAUGAAUAUCUAGAGUUUUCUGUUGGAAUAGUUGCUCUGAGGAUACUUAGAUGCAGAAUUCAGAGAAUCACACGCAGUUUGGUGCACUCAUCAUCUUAUCAAGGAGGAGCAGGAAGAAGAGAAUAUACUUGGAGAUGGGCUAUUUAUCUUCUGAUCUAAACAUGGAGCAAAAAUAAUGCUUUUGGAACGAUUUACUUGAAAACAAUAAAUCACAAGAAAAAGAUUGCAGAAAGCGGAAGUUACUGCAAAAAUCUGCCACCAGUUAAGGUUUCGAUGUCUGAUACUCUCUUGGUUAAACUCACCAGUCGCUUAUUAUUUGAAAAUAUGAUGAACAGACAAAAAGGGAGGACAACGCCAUUCACACGUCCGCCAGUGGAGAUGACCUGAGUAAAUUGGAUAUCCGGAGGAACGAACGGUAACUAGUGAACUGAUAGGUAUGUAAUGUAUUCAUGCUGUAGAGUAACUUGCGUUUUGAGACAUCAAAUGAUGUGGAAGAGCUUCGAUUGGUUGGUAAGCAUGCGAAGGAAAUAUUGUUGAAAUGCUAGCUGCGUUUACAUUCCUGCAUUUAGCAUGUUUUGCUGAUGCCAUAGAUGAUAAAUUGUAUAGGGUCUGGUUUUGUAAUUUUCAAGCGUGGUGAAUGCCGUACUUGGUUUCUUGCCAACCAUCCAUUGUCUUCCUCCUCCUUGGCCUAAACCAUUGAAGUCUAUUGCAUUUGCAUCCUCUGAAUCUUCCAGUAACCCAGAUGUUUAGAUUUAAAAUUUAAUUAUGUAGGUCCAGCAUCGAUGGUGUCAUACAUCUGAUUUUCAGGAUCAAAUCAAAUUGGUACAACGCACUA